Messenger RNA from Penaeus indicus, 1191 nucleotides. RefSeq names its product putative proline-rich protein 21. The transcript is spliced from 3 exons. The coding region runs from base 1 to 1191 and encodes 396 amino acids. Lineage: Eukaryota; Metazoa; Arthropoda; Malacostraca; Decapoda; Penaeidae. The record is from RefSeq and is a predicted model, not a curated record.
AUGUCUAAAAACUUCAUCACCGUCAUCUCCCGCACCCAGAAGACGGAGUAUAAUGAAUAUAGCUUGCUCUUCCUUUGCAACUAUACGCAACUAAACCAAGCUACAACAACAAGCACAACACAAGCAGAAUUUCUGAAGGCAAUUACCUCCGUCCUGAAAGUCAAGAUGAAUGGCAAUGAAUGCACGGACCCGCCUGCAAUCCAUGUGCAUCUUGACUGCCAUCCAUUUGCAUACCGCCUGCAUCCGCCUGCAUCCGCCUGCAUCCGCCUGCAUCCGCCUGCAUCCACUCGCACCCAGCCGCAUUCGGUUUCAUCCGCUUUCAUCCAUCUGCAUCCACGUGCAUCCAUCUGCAUUCACCUGCAUCCACUCGCACCCAGUCGCAUUCGCUUGCAUCUGCUUCCAUCCAUCUGCAUCCACUUGUAUCCACCUGCAUCCACCUGCAUCCACCUACAUCCACCCGCAUCCACCUACAUCCCCCUGCAUCCACAUGCAUCCACCCGCAUCCACCUACAUCCCCCUGCAUCCCCCUGCAUCCACCUGCAUCCACCCGCAUCCACCUGCAUCCACAUGCAUCCACAUGCAUCCACCCGCAUCCACCUGCAUCCACCUGCAUCCACCCGUAUCCACCUACAUCCACCUGCAUCCACCUGCAUCCACAUGCAUCCACCUGCAUCCACAUGCAUCCACCCGCAUCCACCUGCAUCCACCUGCAUCCACAUGCAUCCACCCGCAUCCACCUGCAUCCACCCGCAUCCACUUACAUCCACCUGCAUCCCCCUGCAUCCACCUGCAUCCACCUGCAUCCACUUACAUCCACCUGCAUCCCCCCGCAUCCACCUGCAUCCACCUGCAUCCACCUGCAUCCACCUGCAUCCACAUGCAUCCACCCGCAUCCACCUGCAUCCACCUGCAUCCACCCGCAUCCACUUACAUCCACCUGAAUCCCCCUGCAUCCACCUGAAUCCACCUGCAUCCACUUACAUCCACCUGCAUCCCCCUGCAUCCACCUGCAUCCACCUGCAUCCACCUGCAUCCACCCGCAUCCACCUGCAUCCACCUGCAUCCACCCGCAUCCACCCGCAUCCACCUGCAUCCACCUGCAUCCACCUACAUCCCCCUGCAUCCCCCCGCAUCCACCUGUAUCCCCCCGCAUCCCCCUGCAUCCACCUACAUCCCCCUGCAUCCACCUGA